CCGAAGAGAACCGAGUGAUUCCGCAAAUGUACGAGCUGCGACCCGAGCGAGCAGCCAUAAUUGGGAUUAUUCAGGAAUAAUUCGCUCAAUCCAGCUGCCUUUUUUUGCCCUUUUCUUCUUCUUUAUUAAUCAUUCCUCCUCCCGGUCUUCGUCAUUUCGACAUCGUUGACGAUGUGAAUCUUUAUCCGUUUGCCUGUUUUUUUUUUUCAUUUUCCCUCGGACGGGGCGCCUUUUUUCUUUUUUUUUGUCAUAUAUUUUCCGGGAAACUCAAGCUUCGCCGGGGGAGCAAAACAAAGGCUGUAUUUCAAGUGUCUGCGUGGAAAUUCAUCGGCCUUCCCCCACCCCCCGCACGGAGAAAGAUGGAGAAAUGGAAGACUUGUCUGUGCGGACAAAAUCCACGUCAAGCGCGUUCAUUUAGGGGCCGCACGGUCGUCUCUGCCGUCUGUGGGUGGGUUUUUAUAAGCAUUGAAAAUCUGACAUCAUUUGGAUAAAUGCACGGAAGACGAUAUAGUUUCCGUUUGUCCUCCGGAGAUCCACCCGCGACGUGAUGCAGCAGAGACUGUUUACACUCAGUGGAUAUAGUUCUCUUUUCCCGUUAGCCGCCUCUUAAAUGUGGCUCAAGCUUCAUCUCGGAUUGUGUGAUCAGCUGUUGGCGGUACUGUUGUUGAUCGCCUGUUCCCAGCUUUUUCCCCCCUGCGUGGAUUUAUGCAUAACAGGUGUUGUUGAACACGACACGAGGAUUUAUUAUGUGCUCUUCUUCUCUCCCUGCGAGCAACGGUGAGACAAAAGCGACUCAUAUUUUUAAUGCUGUUUUUUUUUUUUUUUUUGGCACAAAUGAGAGGAUGCAAGGUGGCGAGCUGCUGGACAAAGAGGAAAGAUGAGUCUGACGUGUAGAAAAGACCUCCUCUUGUAGAAGCGAGCCAAGGCGAGCAGACGACGGCUGUAAGAGGAUCAGUGGAGCUUAUAGAGCAGGCACACCCGUGUGGCGGCUGAUAGAAUGGCCAACCAGAGCUUCGCCAUUGACGGCCCGGGCAGUUUGCUGGCCGUGUUGGCCUCACAGAGCGGCCUGGCCAGAGGAGGCAGCAGCAGCGACAGCGGCGCCGGCGGAGGAAUUUCGGCCACAGACGUUUCGGCGUACUUCAAGUUAGUCUUCUUGGGGCUGAUCAUCUGUGUCAGCCUGGUGGGCAACCUCCUGGUCUCCAUGCUGGUCCUACGAGAUCGGACACUCCACAAGGCCCCAUACUUCUUCCUGCUGGAUCUGUGUCUGGCCGACGCGGUCCGCUCAGCUGCCUGCUUCCCCUUCGUGCUGGUGUCGGUGCACAACAGCUCGGCGUGGACCUACAGCGCCCUCAGCUGCAAAGUGGUGGCGUUCAUGGCCGUGCUCUUCUGCUUUCAUGCUGCCUUCAUGCUCUUCUGCGUGGCCGUCACGCGCUACCUUGCCAUCGCCCAUCACAGGUUCUAUGCCAAGCGCAUGACCAUCUGGACCUGCGCCGCCAUCAUUUGCAUGGUGUGGACUUUGGCGGUCGCCAUGGCGUUCCCGCCCGUCUUUGACGUGGGCACGUACAAGUUCAUCCGGGAUGAGGAUCAGUGCAUUUUUGAACAUCGCUACCUGAAGACCAACGACACCCUGGGUUUCAUGCUCAUGCUGGCCGUAGUGGUUCUGGCCACACACGGCUUCUAUGCCAAGCUUCUGCUCUUCGAGUACAGGCACCGCAAGAUGAAACCGGUCCAGCUGGUACCGGCUAUCAGCCAAAACUGGACCUUCCACGGUCCCGGCGCGACGGGCCAAGCCGCGGCUAACUGGAUCGCCGGAUUCGGUCGAGGUCCGAUGCCGCCCACUCUGCUGGGAAUCCGGCAGAACCUACACAAUCAACACCGGCGGUUGCUGGGGAUGGAUGAGGUGAGGUCCGAGAGGAGGCUGGGUCGCAUGUUCUACACCAUCACCCUGCUCUUCCUGGUCCUGUGGGCUCCUUACAUCGUGGCGUGCUUCUGGAGGGUGUUUGUCAAGUCGUGCAGCAUCCCUCACAAGUACCUCUCCAUCACCGUGUGGAUGAGCUUCGCUCAGGCCGGAGUCAACCCCAUCUUCUGCCUCCUGCUCAACGAGGAUCUGAGGAAAGUGCUGCGAGCCCACCUGCCCACCUACUGGAGGACUAAACAACACCUGCCCCAGGACGAGGCCUACUGCAUCAUGUGAGGGAGGUCGCACGGAGAAUGUCUUUUAGAUACAAAAAAAAGGAUAUGACCCCAACUUUUUUUGCCAAUGGCACGGUGCCAUUUUAAAAAGAAUGUCGAUAUUUGUCUGUUAGAAGUUUGGACGCGGCAACAGAAAACUGAACUAUGGAGUGGUUCGUGUUUCUGAUGAUGGAUGAAUAGGUGAGCUCACCCCUGGAAGUGAAACGGAUGCCAUUUUUAAUAUCAUGUUGCCUUAAUAUAGAGGGACACAGUUCAGUGUCUGUGCCACUUGAGGCACAAAACUGAGCAUUAGAACGUUUUGAUCACAGACCUGAAACACAUCAUGAGGAACUCUAAGAGUCUGAAAGGAUGGAGCAACCGCCUCGGACUCCUUUUGGUGUCAUUAAAAGGAGUCUUUGGAUUUCUUUGGAUACAUUUAAAUAGCAGUGAUGAACCCACCAGAACCCUAACAUGCUUUUGGACUUCAUUUGGGGUGCGUUAGAUUUCUUUGUAUCGUAAACAAACAAAAAAUUGCCUGUUUUUCCUUAAUUUGUAAACAAUACAUGGUAAGCAGAUGACACUAUUUUGAAAUAUGACUUGGUUUCAUAUUGUACGGACUGUACAGGAAGGUAUAUUCCUGCUUGUGUGUUUUUAUAUUGCAUUUGUGAGUAAACGUGCGCGAGGGGGAAGCAUGCACUGAUGUACCGAUGCCGACCAUGUUGGUGCAGCUGUGAUGUCAUCAUAAUUAGACGUUGACCAUGGUUGUAUGGGAACAACGCCGACGAGGUCAUAGCAGUCUAGGGAGCGAGAGGGGGAUGACCAAAAAAGACUAAAGAUGACGUGAACAAGUCAACAUGAUAUGUGCUCUGGUAUUGUAAUACAAGCCAUUAAAUGGAAAUGGGGGAGUUUUAAAGUAUGAAAGACAAUGCCUAAUAUAAGCGAUUAGAUUAGAAGCAGACCACCUGAAGUAGUUACAUACAUUGUACAAAAAAUAUGCAAAUAGGCGUUUAUUUGCAGAUCAAUGAUGAUGGAGAAUGUUUUUAAAGUAUCGACAAGUGAUUCUAAAUGCGGGUGAAUAUUAAUGUUACCAGCCAUUCCAACGUCAACCAUUUGAGUGUCUGGAUAGAUCACACUUCUCAAGUUGUUCUUCUUCCCCCAAACUGUCUCCAGCAGCCGUAUUGAGUGGUCUCUCCAAAUUCAGAUUUGCGCAACUGCAGUAUAUUAGGCAUAGAUAUAAAGGUAUGCAGUCAAUCUCGAAUGUGGACACUUGCACUAGAUUAGCAUGUAUUCCACCGAAUUUCAGAUUGGAAACAGGGCCGAGGGGAGGGGGACUUGUACAGAUGUUGAUAUGGAAGUCCAAGUGAAAAGUGAACUGAGCUCUGUGAUUUUUACGUCUGGCAUUGCUUUGCGAGAUGAUAUUCUGUAACUGUACAGUUCCGCUGAGGUGGCUCUUUUGCCCACUCAUCAAUAAAGACUCUACUUUUGAUGCAUUCCGAGUUAUGUGGUGCCUGGGAGGCGAGACGGCUGUGCUACUGCAGGGGAGAUUCCAGAGCAGGGGUCACCAACCUUUUUGAAACCAAGAGCUACUUCUUGGGUACUGAUUAAUGCAAAGGGCUACCAGUUUGACACACACUUAAAUAAAUUGCCAGAAAUAGCCAAUUUGCUCAAUUUACCUUUGAUAAAUAAAUCAAAAAAAUAAAAGGGUAUUUCUGUCUGUCAUUCCGUCGUACAUUUUUUUUCCUUUUACGGCAGGUUUUUUUUGUAGAGAAUAAAUGAUGAAAAAACACUUAAUCGAACAGUUUAAAAGAGGAGAAAACUUGAAAAAAACGAAAAUUGAAUUUUGAAACAUAGUUUAUCUUUAUCUUUAAAAUUCAAAAUUCAACCGAAAAAAAUGAGGAGAAAAACUAGCUAAUUCGAAUCUUUUUGAAAAAAUUUAAAAAAGAAUUUAUGGAACAUCAUUAGUAAUUUUUCCUGAUUAAGAUUAAUUUUCGAAUUUUUAUGACAUGUUUUAAAUAGGUUAAAAUCCAAUCCGUACAUUGUUAUAAUAUAUAAAAAAUUGGACCAAGCUAUAUUUCUAACAAAGACGAAUCACUAUUUCUUCUACAUUUUCAAGAACAAAAAUUUUAAAAGAAAUUCAAAAUACUUUGAAAUAAGAUUUUCAUUUGAUUCUACAGAUUUUCUAGAUUUGCCAGAAUAUUUUUUUUGAAUUUUAAUCAUAAGUUUAAAGAAAUAUUUCACAAAUAUUCUUCGUCGAAAAAACAGAAGCUAAAAUGAAGAAUUAAAUAAAAAUGUAUUUAUUAUUCUUUACAAUAAAAAAAAUAAAAAUACUUGAACAUUGAUUUAAAUUGUCAGGAAAGAAGAAGGAAUUUAAAAGGUAAAAAGGUAUAUGUGUUUAAAAAUCCUAAAAUCAUUUUUAAGGUUGUAUUUUUUUCUCUAAAAUUGUCUUUCUGAAAGUUAUUAGAAGCAAAGUAAAACAAAUAAAUGAAUUUAUUUAAAGUAAAGACCAUGUCUUUAAAAUAUUUUCUUGGAUUUUCAAAUUCUAUUUGAGUUUUGUCUCUCUUAGAAUUAAAAAUGUCGAGCAAAACGAGACCAGCGUGCUAGGAAAUAAAUAAAAUAAAAAAAAUAGAGGCAGCAAACUGUUGAGUGCUGCUAUUUGAACUAUUUUUAGAACAGUCCAGCGGGCUACUCAUCUGGUCCUUACGGGCUACAUGGUGCCCGCGGGCACCGCGUUGGUGACCCCUGUUCCAGAAUAUGAGGUGCAUUUGUAACAAAUGAUUAUUUUAUUAGUCCACCAGUCAGCAAGUUGUUUUUUUGUCGAUUGGUGGUCUAGUCAAACAAUGAAUUGCUUAUGAUCUGCGGUACAUAUUUGAGUUUGACAUUGAGUCCCCAACUUGAUUUUAACUCAUUUUGAAAACCUAUUACCAGGGCAGAAUACGUUCUGCAUGGGCCCCGCGCUACAUGGGGGGGCCCUCUUUGCCUGAACAAGCACAUACAAAAUAUAAUGUGUGUACAUUAUAGGUGUGAUGUCAAUUGAUGAAAGACGUACAAUUUUUACAACAGACGUUUGGAUUAGUCUCCUUAAAUAAAUACUUGAAAAAUUGAUUUUUAUUUCUUAGUUGUACUGCAAAACAUGCAUAAAAUGUAUUUUAAAACU
Molecule: messenger RNA, 5326 nt
Organism: Nerophis ophidion (straightnose pipefish)
Lineage: Eukaryota; Metazoa; Chordata; Actinopteri; Syngnathiformes; Syngnathidae
Product: probable G-protein coupled receptor 173
Exons: 2
Coding region: 998-2194 (398 amino acids)
Biological process (GO): G protein-coupled receptor signaling pathway
Cellular component (GO): plasma membrane
Molecular function (GO): G protein-coupled receptor activity
Source: RefSeq, a predicted model, not a curated record